Juglans microcarpa x Juglans regia is the source of this 717-nucleotide messenger RNA. RefSeq lists its product as uncharacterized. The transcript has 4 exons. Bases 1 to 717 code for a protein of 238 amino acids. The record is from RefSeq and is a predicted model, not a curated record. Lineage: Eukaryota; Viridiplantae; Streptophyta; Magnoliopsida; Fagales; Juglandaceae.
AUGACGACUGAGAUUCAUUCAUGUGCUCUUGUAAGAUCCCUAUUGCAUGAAAUUCGAAGAUGUAAAUGGAAAUCUGAUGAUUGGAAAGCAUAUGGUUACAUAUACUUGGGAGCAAAAGGAGAUAUCAAAGUUUGGAACCCCUACGUUGAGUCGGAUGAUGAGUACAGUACUUCUGAAGUUCGUCUUCUCAGUGGCCCUAACAAUGAUUUUGAGAGCAUUGAAGCUGGAUGGGCGGCUGAUGCUUCAAAGACAACAGGUUGCUUUGAUCUCACUUGUCCUGGUUUUGUUCAAACCAGCCAUAUAAUUGCUCUUGGAGCAGCAAUUCAUCCAAUCUCAUUGCCUGAUGAACUUCCAUAUCAAAUAACCAUUUACAUCUUUAAGGAUCCAAACAUGGGUAAUUGGUGGCUGCAGAAUGGAGAUAGAAUCAACAUUGGAUAUUGGCCACCUGAAUUAUUCAGAGCUUUGAGCUCCCAAGCAGUAGCUGUGGAGUGGGGAGGUGAAGUAUACAGCUCCAAACUGGGUCAUGCUCCCCACACUGCAACAGCAAUGGGUAAUGGAAACUUCCCAGACCCUAAUUGGGGCAAUUCAGGUUGGAUAAAAAGAAUGCGAAUUCAUGACAAUUCUGCUGCCUUGAAGUUCCCAGAUUAUGUGAGUGAUUAUGUUGAAGAUCCUGAGUUUUAUUAUGGAGGGCCUGGAAAAAAUUUUAUAUGCCCAUAA